AGGCGGGGAAGAGGGAGGGAACGAGGGAGGGGGGAAGGGAAGGAGGGAGGCAGGCGAGGGGAGGGAGAAUGAGAAAUGCAGAGGCAGCAGCGGCGGCGGCGGCAGUAGCAGCGGCGGCAUUGCUCCAAUAGGCUCCCCUCACUCCAGUCUCCGCUCUAGAGCCCGGGAGAGACAUCCCGCCACCCAGCCCCAGCCGAGCGGACCCUAGGCUCCCCGAAGCUCUCUUGGUGACACCAGGGCGCACCUCACAUACACCGAGGGGGCGGAAAAGAGAACAAAUCCAGAACUCCAAAGAUGGGAGGCAAGCUCAGCAAGAAGAAGAAGGGGUACAACGUUAAUGAUGAGAAAGCCAAGGAUAAAGACAAGAAGGCUGAAGGAGCCGGUGCAGAGGAAGAAGAAACUCCCAAGGAGAAUGAUGAGGCCCAGACAGUGGCAGAGACCACAGACGUGAAGGAGGGCAAAGAGGAGAAGGCCGAUAAAGAUUCGCAGGUCACUGUUAACAAGACUGAAGAUAAGGAAGUGGAGAAAGAUGCAGCGGCUGGCAAAGAAGAGGCUCCGAAAUCAGAGCCUGAGAAACAAGAGGCUGUCCCUGAUGGAAAGGUGGAGCCGCAGAAGGAUACUGAGCCGGAGCAGGCUCCUGCCUCUGCCCCGGCGGCCAGUAGUGAUGCUUCUAAGACUUCGGUAUCUAGCACCGAGGCAAAGGUCUCCCAGUCUUCAGAAGCCACAGCAACUAGUAAAGUAGAUGACAAGAGCAAAGAGGAAGGGGAAGCCAAAAAGACUGAGGCUCCCGUCACCCAAGAAACUAAAAGUGAAGUGGCUCCGGCUUCAGACUCAAAACCUAGCAGCGAAGCUGUGUCUUCUUCCCAGGAGACCCCAGCAGCAGCGGAAGCCCCUAGCUCUACACCUAAGGCCCAGGAACCUGCAGCCCCAGCAGAAGAGGUUAAACCUUCUGAGGCUUCGACCGCGAAUUCGGAGCAAACCAUAGCAGUGAAAGAGUAACAUGGACAGCCUAGUGAAAAAAUAAUAAUAAUAAUGAUGAUGAUAAUUAAUAAUAAUCACUUAAAAACAACCUGUGUCUCUCUCUCUCUCUUUUUUCCCCCCAGCUAUACUAACUUGUUUCAAAUCUGAAAUAGCGAUAUGUAUUGCCCCCAAAAAAGGAUAUUCCCAUCAAGGGAGGGAGGGAGAGGGUGGGGGAGAGAAUCCAAAUAGUAUUUUUGUGGGGAAAUAUCUAAUAUACCUUCAGUCAACUUUACAAAUAAGUCCUGGAUUUUAAAGAUGGAUGUCUGAAAGUACAAUACAUCUUUUGUACCUGAACUGCUGUUAGAUGCACUCCACCGAUAUAUCAAAAUCUCUUUUCUUCUUCUGUAAUAGGGUUUGGGAGUGAUGUGUUUGAUUCUGCCCACAGGGCCUGUGCCAAGGCAAUCAGAUCUUUAUGAAAGCAGUAUUUUCUGUGGUUUUUUUUUUAUUUACAGCCUUUCUUAUUUUGAUAUUUUUUUAAUGCUGUGGAUGAAUGCCAACUUUCAGACAGUACCCACUUAGCUGUCCACAUUUUUUCUCAAUGCCAAUCCUCCAUUCUUCCUCUCCAGAUAUUUUUGGGAGUAACAAACAUUCUCAUUCUACUUAGCCUACCUAGAUUUCUCAUGACGAGUUAAUGCAUGUCCGUGGUUGGGUGCACCUGUAGUUCUGUUUAUUGGUCAGUGGAAAUGAAAAAAAAAAAUCUGCGUUCAUUGCAGUUCCAGUUUCUCUUCCAUUCUGUGUCACAGACACCAACACACCACUCAUUGGAAAAUGAAAAAAAUACACAAAAAAACCAAGAAAAAAAACGAAAUGUACAAUGGAUGCAUUGAAAUUAUAUGUAAUUGUAUAAAUGGUGCAACAGUAAUAAAGUUAAAUAAUUUAAAAAGUUGUACAGGCUGUUAGUUUUGUUUAGGUUUUCUUCUUUCUCUUAAGAUAUUCUUAUAAUAGAACUGCCCCUGGAAUGAAUACAAUAUUCCAUCACGAAAUAACAUCCAGAGUGAGAAAAUAAAUCAAGUCAUCCUCAAUGUCAUGGUAGUGAAAAAUCAAUCUGCUUUAAUGAACACUGAAGCAAAUUUGAUGACUUGGAAGAAAGGAAUUCUAAUUUGGGUGCUUUUUAGUGUUAAGGGCCAUGAUAGCAUGUUCUCCAGGUUCCUGGUGCUGAUGUCCAGCAGUGUUCAGUUUGUGUGGUAUGGUACGUGUAACAUUAUCACCAUUCCCAGUAAAACGAAAGCAUCUUCAACUCCACCAUUUUCAGCCUACCUUUGGAUGGGGUGGGUGAAGGAUAAAAAUCUGGCACUAUGCCUUUGGUUAGUAGCCGCAGUAUCUGAAGUAGCACAAGUAGUCAGGUACACAACAACAGGAAGUUUUUUAAACUGAAAAAAUAUGAAGAAUUUCCCAUUUUUAUUUAGUAUAAUGAUUCUCAAGGUGCUGGCUUACAUUGAUAUUGAAUGAGAAUAAAAAUAGUGUUCAGUAUUUUCAAUUUAAAAAGAAACCUUCAUGUCCCCACAUUUUCUCUUCUACUUAGAGAAUGCAAAUUGAAGUUUGCAUUAUUAUUUAGAAAACAUUCUUCCCUGGUGUAUCCUUUUACCACUGAGCUCAGUGACAGCCCACAUAGCUAAAUCUGUAAGCUUGCAUUUAAAGCUACAUAGCACUUCAAUACAGACCCUUUUCUAUUUUUGCAUGUCAUGUUCUGUGUGAUGAAAUUGUAUUAAAAACCGGUUCAAUACUUGA
This is a messenger RNA of Trichosurus vulpecula (common brushtail), 2748 nucleotides long. RefSeq names its product brain abundant membrane attached signal protein 1 (gene BASP1). Gene Ontology annotation, molecular function: transcription corepressor activity; transcription cis-regulatory region binding. The record is from RefSeq and is a predicted model, not a curated record. Gene Ontology annotation, cellular component: nucleus; cytoplasm. Gene Ontology annotation, biological process: negative regulation of DNA-templated transcription. The coding region runs from base 295 to 999 and encodes 234 amino acids. The transcript is spliced from 2 exons. NCBI's taxonomy places the organism in Eukaryota, Metazoa, Chordata, Mammalia, Diprotodontia, Phalangeridae.